Messenger RNA from Malurus melanocephalus (red-backed fairy wren), 636 nucleotides. RefSeq names its product neuropilin and tolloid-like protein 1. The transcript has 6 exons. NCBI's taxonomy places the organism in Eukaryota, Metazoa, Chordata, Aves, Passeriformes, Maluridae. Bases 115 to 636 code for a protein of 173 amino acids. The record is from RefSeq and is a predicted model, not a curated record.
UUCUUCUUCUUCUUCUUCUUCUUUUCCUACUUCCAUCCUCUCCCCGCCACUGGAAGUCCUCCCGUAUCUAAAUGGAAUUAGUGGAGACCGAAGCCCCUUGUGUAAGGAACAGACAUGACCCAUGGGCGCAGCUUCCUUCACAUUGUAGCAAGUUUAAUCAUCCUACAUUUGUCUGGGGCAACCAAAAAAGGAACAGAAAAGCAAACUACUUCCGAAGGRCAGAAACCAGUACAGUGUGGAACUUGGACAAAAUAUGCAGAAGGAGGCAUCUUCACUUCUCCAAAUUACCCCAACAAGUAUCCUCCGGACAGAGAGUGUGUCUACAUUAUAGAAGCUGCUCCUAGACAAUGCAUUGAACUACACUUUGAUGAAAAAUAUUCCAUAGAGCCUUCUUGGGAGUGUAAAUUUGAUCAUAUUGAAGUACGAGAUGGACCUUUUGGCUUUUCCCCAAUCAUUGGACGUUUCUGUGGACAGCAAAAUCCACCUAUGAUAAAAUCCAGUGGCAGAUUCCUGUGGAUUAAAUUUUUUGCUGAUGGUGAACUGGAAUCUAUUGGGUUUUCUGCUCGCUAUAAUUUUACACCUGAUCCAGAUUUUAAGGACCUUGGCGUUUUGAARCCAUUGCCAGGUUGUUUGUGA